GUCGGGGGGAGCAGGAGGCCUGGGAGCUAGCUCUGAGCAUCUGGAAGAAGAUGGGCCUGAGAGAACUGUGGGAGCAAGCCAGGAAAGGUCCAUUGCUUUCUAAUUUCCAUCAUGAGGACAAAAGAAAAUUCUCAUAAUUUCAAGGACAGAGCCUGAGUUAUCAAAUCCAUCCUGUUUCCUUUUAAUGGGAAAAUAUCACUUAGAGAGUAGCCAUAAGUAAGCUCAGCUUAAGAUAACCAUGUCAGCCUCCAAUAUCACUUCCCUGCACCCGCCAUCCUUCCUGCUAAUGGGAAUCCCGGGCCUAGAGCAUCUGCACAUCUGGAUCUCUAUUCCCUUUUGUUCAGCCUACACCCUGGCCCUGCUGGGUAAUUGCACUCUGCUCUUUGUCAUCUGGACAGAUCCUGCCCUCCAUGAACCCAUGUACCUCUUCUUGGCCAUGUUAUCAGCCAUUGAUCUUGUUCUCUCCUCCUCUACCCUUCCCAAGAUGCUGGCAAUCUUCUGGGUGAAUGACCAUGAGAUCAGUUUCCACGCCUGUCUAACGCAAAUGUUCUUCCUCCAUUCCUUUUCCAUUAUGGAGUCAGCCAUCCUCCUAGCUAUGGCCUUUGACCGUUUUGUGGCCAUUUGUGAACCACUGCACUACGCCACGAUGCUAACACGGUCACUCAUUUCCAGAAUUGGAAUGGCAGCUGUAGCGCGGGCCGUGGCCCUCAUGAUCCCUCUCCCCUUCCUGCUGCGGCGUUUUUCCUAUUGCCGGAGCCGAGUGAUCGCCCACUGCUACUGUGAGCACAUGGCAGUGGUGAAACUGGCCUGUGGCAACACACGGUUCAAUAAUGUCUACGGAAUUGCAGUAGCUCUGGUCAUCGUGGGCUUGGACCUGCUUUUUGUGGUCCUCUCUUACGCUCUGAUACUGAGGGCAGUGCUCAGACUGGCCUCUCAGGAGGCUCGGUACAAAGCCUUUGGAACCUGUGCUUCCCACGUGGGGGCCAUUUUGGCUUUCUAUACACCUGUUGUGAUCUCAUCAGUUAUGCACCGGUUGGCCCGCCAUGCUGCCCCCCAUGUCCACAUCCUUGCAGCCAACUUCUACCUGCUUUUCCCACCCAUGGUCAACCCCAUCAUCUAUGGAGUCAAGACAAAACAGAUCCGUGAACGAGUCAUGGGUCUCUUCCAAAGAAAGAAAAUCUAGAUGGAAGCCAGUGAGUAGAUCAUAGAACUAUAUGGGAGAAAACAAGACAAUCCUUCCACCUCAGGUUCCCGAACUUAGUCCAUCAAUGGGAGAAGGGAAGAAUGACUGGUCUCAGAUUAUAUGAAGAGAAACACAGCCUCUACAUUUGGUUCAAAUACUAGCAUCCUUCUCCUUUGAGAAAUACCAAUCUGGUGUAGAGAAGACAAAGUCUCAGACUAAUGGGAAACGCUGAAUAUACACUUAAAGCAGAAACAUAAAAAUAUUUUCCAAAUGACAAUUCAAGAAGCACAAAUUAGCAAAUUGAUAAUAAAAAGUUAGAGAAAUGUAGCUUUUUAUUGCCUGGCACAGGCCCAGUUCCCCUCUCCCUCCCACCUCCAAUGGUCUUUUGAUAUCCUUGAUAAAGAAAGAUUAGGUGUCUUGUCCAUUCAUUUAGGACAUACUUUCCAACAAAUCUUCAUUCAGCACUAAUUUUUCACUAAUUUGGGUGUGAGGAGAGGGAAUAGCAACUUGUCCCUGCCCUCCAUGAAAUUACAGUUUGCUCACAAGGCAUACUUUUAAUACACUUUCUCUGGAGCAAAAACAAUCUCUCCUGUAAUGGACCCUAAAGACUUUAGAAACUGUUAGAAAACUAAACAGGAGAUCAAAAAUUCACGGGGAGGCAGUGAUAGAAACAAAGAUAAUUCUCCUUCCUAAGACCAACUGCCUUCCUUCCUCAUUUCCCCAAGUCAGCCCAGUAAAGGGAAUUGUGUUUCAGAAUCCCAACACAUUUCAGAAGUCAUCUGAGUUCAUUUUAUUUUUGGAUGACUUGAAUUUUUUUUGACAUUUUUACUUUAUCAAGUUAAAAAUCUCCCUGUCUAUAACUUGCAUAUAUUGUAUCAUUUUUCUUAACCAAACAGAGCAAAUUUUCUCUUUCUUUCAUAGGAGGAAUUUUCACACAAUUAUUAUUUCUUCUCAUGAGUAUUCUCUACUAAAGGAUAAAGAAAAUAUUUGGCAUUGAUAUUGGAUUCUUGCAUUUGCAAAUCAUUUUAUGUAAUUUCUUUUGAGACAUAAUAAGACUCAGAAAUAAAUAUCAUGGUAGUAUUAAUCUCAAUUUUACAAAUGAGGAAACUGAGGCUCAAAGAGCUUAUGUUUCAGCUUUUGUCCAAGUGCCAGAGGAAAUUUGAAUUACAAACCUUUGUAACUCCAAGUCUAACACUUUUUUUUUUUUUUGUAAAUCAUGCUUUCUUGUGGUGUUUGAUGUGAUAUAGUCUCUAGUUCCCUGUUACAAGUUAUUCUCCUGUGAACUUGGUUGUAUCCUUUCUGGAAUGAGGGAUUUAGAAGUGAACCCAACCUCAGGCUCAUAACAGAGUACAACUUUACACAGUCAGUUCUUUAGACUUUGCUUCCCUUAAGGUAGGAUUAUAUUAAUGUUUUUGUCUGCCAUGUUUUUUCCAAAACACUAAAACUGCUGGCAAAGAUUACUCCAUCUCUUAUAACAACUCAUCUCAUGGUCUUUCAAUCUUCCCUUUCUGUAAGUUUUUCUCAAAAUCAAAUCCCCAACUCCUCAUGUUUCCUCUUCAAUUCCAACUCAUCUGUGGAAAUGGAAACUCAUUUGUUUUCUUUUAUACAUUCUCUCCUGAGUUUUUUAAGUCUCUUCCCCUAAUUCCAUAUUCAUUUUAUAUAUUAUGUCUUCCAUCUCCCCUAAGUGACUAUGACAUCAGCCAAAUUUGGACUAUGUGUUGUUGUUUAAUCAUUUCUGAUUCUUUGUGACCCCAUUUGGAGUUUCCUUGGCAAAGUAUUUUGGCAAAAAUACUGGCCUCAUUUUUCAGCUCAUUUUACAAAUGGAGAACUGAGACAAAGAGGAUUAAUAACUUGCCUGAAGUGACACAGCUAAUAAGCACUGAGACAAGAUUUGAACUUGGAAGAUGAGUUUUCCUGAUUUCAGACCCAUUACUUCAUUCACUGUGCUACCUACAUACUUAGACCAUAUGCAAGCAAUUCUCUUUUCCCUUCUGAGAUAAAGCAACAAAUCUACUCACAUUGACAAAGUGCCUACUAUGUACCAGGAAUUGUAUUUGGUGCUAGUAAUACAAAUACAGAGUAUAAAACUGUCCUCACUCUCUAGGAAUUUACAUUCUCUUGAGCACACUACAAGUACAUGUAUAAGUAUAAUCAGAAUAAAAAUAAAAUGAAUAGACACAAAAUAAAGUAGCAUAGGUAGUUAAAUAUAAAGUAGUAGAAAAAGGAAAAUUAAUAGUUGGGGAGAUCAGAAAAUGUUUCAUGUAAUAAAUGAUACUUGAGCUUUCCACAUGAAAGAAAAGAGGUAUUCUAAGAGGGGUAUCCAUUAUCGCAAUCCAUUCCAUUAUGAACUCUUAGAGGGCAGGAAUUGCUUUUACCUCUUUUUGUAACCUCAUUUCUUAACACAGUUUUUGACAUAUAGUAAGUACUUAAUAAAUAUUUAUUGACUAACUAAUAUAAA
Molecule: messenger RNA, 3641 nt
Organism: Antechinus flavipes (yellow-footed antechinus)
Lineage: Eukaryota; Metazoa; Chordata; Mammalia; Dasyuromorphia; Dasyuridae
Product: olfactory receptor 52K2-like
Exons: 2
Coding region: 239-1183 (314 amino acids)
Biological process (GO): G protein-coupled receptor signaling pathway
Cellular component (GO): membrane
Molecular function (GO): G protein-coupled receptor activity; olfactory receptor activity
Source: RefSeq, a predicted model, not a curated record